Molecule: messenger RNA, 889 nt
Organism: Suillus paluster
Lineage: Eukaryota; Fungi; Basidiomycota; Agaricomycetes; Boletales; Suillaceae
Exons: 4
Coding region: 84-695 (203 amino acids)
Biological process (GO): box C/D snoRNP assembly
Source: RefSeq, a predicted model, not a curated record
GACCUCCUUUCAUUUUCAUUCGUCCACCUCAACAGGGUUAGACUAUCAAACCGCAGCAUCAAACUUUUUCAUAUCUAGUUAUCAUGGCACCCAAACUCGAAGUCGAGGACGACGAAGAGAGACAGCAAAGAAUCGGCAACCUCCUCGAGCAAUUGAACAGCUCUUCACCCUCUAGGAAUACAUCCAAUGCUGUUCCUCCCGCAUUUGACUUUGGCGAGCGAAAAACGUUUGCGGUGGACCCACCAAGCGAAUUACUCACACGCGUCCGGGACUUCCUCCCCCGCCUCAAAGCAGAGAACGAUACGCUUGCACAGCGCAUCCGGGAUAACCCAUCCAGCGUAGACAUCGAGAACAUCGAAGAAGACGCAGAGCAGUAUAUCGAAAUGAACCUCGGCCUGGGCGUCUUAGAGACGCGGCCCAAGGACUCAGACUCCAAUUCCUUUUCCAGCUCUCAGUCAGAUGAUGACGAUUCCGAGAGCGCCUCAGAAGAAGAUUCGUCUUCUUCGUCGUUGUCCUCACCCGACUCGUCCUCUUCAGAAUCAGACUCAGAAUCGGACUCAGACUCGGAUUCGGGCAACAGUUCAAACUCGUCGAUGCACAUAAAAGCUAUUGCCUCCCGCCCUAUCAAGCCCAUCCCACGGCGUGUCCCGGGGUCUGAUAUCGAUAUGCUUCCUGAUCCACCUUCUGCCGGCUGAUAGAUACUCAGCACACGGGGAUAACCAUUGCUGAUCCGACCCCCAUCGCAUCAGCAAUCUCUUGAGGUCAACUUCGGCGAUUCAUAAAAGCCCGUUUCGUCGUUCGACAAUCCUAUCGCCUAUCUUUCAUGUUCGGAACUUAAAACGGAUCGCCGAAUACCUUGUAAAAAUAUACGCAGUGCAAGAAGAUCAAG